AUGGGACCAGCCCCAAUUGACACCUUCUUUGUGUCAGGCCCUGUGCAAGACACUGGGGAUAUAGAAAUUAGGAAGACAUAUUCCCUGUCCUCAGAGCUCAACCAGGAGUGGGAGAGACAGCCAGCAUCUCAGCUUCCUACAUUGCCCGCCCCCUUGUUUGCUGCACUCAACUUCCUGCCCCAUCAGAGGAAGUGGGGAUCGAAAGCAGGUGCAGCGACAGCUAGCAGGGCCAUGGACAAGGAAUAUGUGGGUUUUGCUGCCCUCCCCAACCAGCUGCACCGCAAGUCCGUCAAGAAGGGGUUUGACUUCACACUCAUGGUGGCAGGAGAGUCAGGCCUGGGGAAAUCCACCCUUAUCAACAGCCUAUUUCUCACCAACCUCUAUGAGGAUCGGCAACUGCCAGAGGCCAGUGCUCGCUUGACACAAACGCUGACCAUUGAGCGCCGGGGUGUGGAGAUCGAGGAGGGGGGCAUUAAGGUGAAGCUGACCCUGGUGGACACACCUGGCUUUGGGGACUCAUUGGAUUGCUCAGACUGCUGGCUGCCUGUGGUGCACUUCAUUGAGGAGCAAUUUGAGCAGUAUCUUAGGGAUGAGAGCGGCCUGAACAGGAAGAACAUCCAGGAUUCCCGUGUCCACUGCUGCCUCUACUUCAUCUCACCCUUUGGCCGAGGGCUCCGGCCCCUAGAUGUGGCCUUCCUCCGAGCGGUGCACCAGAAGGUCAACAUCAUCCCAGUCAUUGGGAAAGCAGAUGCCCUGAUGCCUAACGAAACCCAGGCCCUCAAGCAGAAGAUCCGGGACCAGUUGAAGGAGGAGGAGAUCAACAUCUACCAGUUCCCGGACUGUGACUCUGAUGAGGAUGAAGACUUCAAGAGGCAGGAUGCAGAGAUGAAGGAAAGCAUCCCUUUUGCAGUCGUCGGUUCAUGCGAGGUAGUGAGGGCAGGCGGGAUCCGACCGGUGAGGGGACGCCGCUACUCCUGGGGUACCGUGGAGGUGGAGAACCCCCAUCACUGCGAUUUCCUGAACCUGCGACGGAUGCUGGUGCAGACACACCUGCAGGACCUGAAGGAGGUGACGCACGACUUGCUCUACGAGGGCUACCGGGCCCGCUGCCUACAGAGCCUGGCCCGGCCUGGGGCGCGUGAUCGAGCCAGCCGUAGUAAGCUUUCCCGGCAGAGCGCCACAGAGAUCCCGCUGCCCAUGCUGCCUCUGGCCGAGACAGAGAAGUUGAUCCGCGAGAAAGACGAAGAGCUGCGCCGCAUGCAAGAGAUGCUGGAGAAGAUGCAGGCCCAGAUGCAGCAGAGCCAGGCUCAGGGCGAGCAGUCGGACGCUCUCUGAGGUCCUGGCCGGGGCCCUGCUUUACCUCUGCUCCCCCUUCCGUUCGUCUCUUUUCCAAUCCACAAACCCCCUCCCCCGCGCCCCAGCCUAGAUUUGCCCUGGGUUCUUGGGCUAACGUGUUCUCCGGAUCCCGGACUUUGUAGGCCCGCCUUUGGCUCCGCCCCCAACCCGCCCUCCGCCCACUUCACGAUUCCCUGACUCCCCCCGACUCCCGCGCCUCUUCAUCCAAGCUGUGACUUCAA
Messenger RNA from Equus quagga, 1577 nucleotides. It is a transcript of the gene SEPTIN1, whose product is annotated as septin 1. The coding region runs from base 1 to 1335 and encodes 444 amino acids. The transcript is spliced from 12 exons. Gene Ontology annotation, biological process: regulation of exocytosis; cytoskeleton-dependent cytokinesis. Gene Ontology annotation, molecular function: GTP binding; molecular adaptor activity; GTPase activity. Lineage: Eukaryota; Metazoa; Chordata; Mammalia; Perissodactyla; Equidae. The record is from RefSeq and is a predicted model, not a curated record. Gene Ontology annotation, cellular component: microtubule cytoskeleton; septin complex; septin ring.